Megalops cyprinoides (Indo-Pacific tarpon) is the source of this 2366-nucleotide messenger RNA. Its product is annotated as solute carrier family 51 subunit beta. The record is from RefSeq and is a predicted model, not a curated record. Gene Ontology annotation, cellular component: plasma membrane. The transcript has 6 exons. Gene Ontology annotation, biological process: bile acid and bile salt transport. Gene Ontology annotation, molecular function: protein heterodimerization activity; transmembrane transporter activity. NCBI's taxonomy places the organism in Eukaryota, Metazoa, Chordata, Actinopteri, Elopiformes, Megalopidae. Bases 124 to 1008 code for a protein of 294 amino acids.
CUCACAUAGCCCCUUGUGUCGCUUACCUAUAACACCUUGGAAUUUUACACCUCAGACAAGUGCUCCAAGAAGAAACAAACUUUUCCUUCGAAACGACUGUAGAAAUUCCAUGUACUGACAAGAAUGCAUCACAUAUGGAUUGCACUGUGCUUACUGGUACAAGGGGGCAGAAGUUUCAUGAUCCACAAUACUAUUCACAGCCUGUGUUUGGAAGACUCCAGAAAGAAUGACAGCGUACUUCUGAAACGCUGUGACCUGAACUCUGACCUCCAGCAGUGGUUCUGGGAGGACCAACAUUUCUUGGUCAACAAGGGAACAUCAAAGUGCCUGUCAAGCCAGCAGAUCGAUCCCAUCUUCACCGUCUCCUGUGAUGCCGGCAAGGCCCUAUGGUGGCAUUGCCAUGACUACAGGCUGGUCAGCCACAACAAUUCCCUGGAGCUGACCACGGAUGGAAGACGCCUGUUUCUGUCCCAGAAAAGCAAACUAUCCAAGUGGAGAUCCCUUGGAGAAAGUGGCAUCUGCCAGGAGAUGUCCAGAUCCAAAAGGGCCUCGGACGAGUCAGAUGUUCUACAGACGGACAACCCUGAGACAGAGUAUGAUUACCCAGAAGAGAACGGCAUGACCGAGGAGCAGCGACAGUAUCUGCAAUGGUACUACCGCACUGAAGACCCAUCUCCAUGGAAAUAUGCCAUGCUGGGCCUGUCUGUCGGAGCCCUCCUGCUGGGCUGUCUUCUGUUUGGCAUGGGUUCAAUGGCAAACAGUAACAGGAAGAAGAUCGGCAAGUACAAGGCAGCCGCUGCGGCCCAGGCGGCCAGGGCAGUGGAGCUGCAGAGCAUGACUGAGAGCAAACAGCCCCGUGACAGCCCCGCUAAAACCAGGCAGCCCUGUGAGAAGCCCCCUCUGGACGACUGCGAGGCGGGAGAGCUGAAGGCCGGAGACAUCGUCCUGACGUGGAAGGACGGGAACGUGUCCAUGCUCUAUCAAGAGGCCCGGGAAGAUGACGUGUGAGCGGCCAGCCGGGGCUGCAAGCGCGUUCCUCUGGACUCUUCUCCAGCAGGAGCAACAAAUGAAAGAGCUUUGUCUUUUUUGACAGCACAGAGCCAAAGGAAUGUAGGACAGUGAGAUCACCUGAAGAGGGUGUGCUUUUUUUCCACAAUGUUUAAUUCCUCCUACCAUAAAUACACAGCCCCUGUACUCUGAAUUCAUGGAUGUUUAAUUUGCAAGUGGCAUGCUGCACAGUUGAGAAGGUGACCUCUGUCAUAAGUACUGUCACGAAUACUGCUAAGUUAUUACCCUGUACUGAAAGGCCAUACUGUGUAACGGUGGGCAGGCAGUCCCCAUAAAUCUACGCAGUACAUUGCAUGCAUUGUUUAUAAUGCCAGGUAAUUGCAGUACAUGUUUUCUGUAUGCUUUCUGGAUGUGGUUGUGUGGUCAGGACCACAGAGUAAUAUUCCAGUUGUACCACUCACUGCUGAAACUUGGUUUAGUUGUCGGUACUGGUUGUCACCGGUUUCUAAACUGAAGGAAAGGGUUACAGUACACAGAUGCUGUGAGCUCACUGUCAUCUCCGUUACAUUCAAUCUUACAUUCAGAACAAGUGACAACCCAAUGGCGAAAGAAGAAUCAUACAUUUACAAAAUCCUUUUCGAGAAUGUAUUGCUAAAAUGAUCUGUGGCCAAUUCAUGAAAAGAAACAAUGUAGGAGUGUACACAGGUAACACAGCACGGUAUACACAGGAAACUCUCGCCAUUUGUGAUUUGUGUUUUGGAAUAUUUCUGCCGGGCAGCGCUCCCUGUUUCCUCUCUCCCUCUCUGUUCCCAGACUGCAGUAUGCCACGCCAACUCAUGCUCAGGCAUUUAAUUUUAUAAAUAAUAUAUGUGUCCAUAGCAUUAUUGUACAAAUACAUUUCUUAAUCACUUCUUCAAACAUUCUUUCAAUUAUUACAGUAUUGUUAUAUUAAAAAACGCUGUUGUGUACAGGUACAAAGCCCAUUUCUGCCAUGUCAUUCUUUUUGGUACAGUGCAGUAUGCACAGGCUUUCCCUAAAUGUGGGGCUCUCUACAACAUAUCCCCUGUCAAUGGCGAGGGUCUCCUGUAUAACAAACUCAAAACAUACUUGAUGUUGGUUCAGGUCUGAAGCCAUGUUAACAAUUUAAUUUAGAUUAUUAUGAUAUAAAUACUUUUUGACAGGGUAAAGCAUAAAAUCUCUUAUCUUGUGAUGUACUGUAUAUCUCCCAAUAUGUCAUUAGCUAAUAACUUUAGCGUUAACAAAUAUAUUAAUUAUUCUAUAGAGAGAAUGUAUGAUAAAAUCCCAGGAUAUAAAUGAACUGACUAGUCUGUACAUCCAUUCACUGUUGUGCUGCACUG